UUCUCCAAAUCCUUAUAUAAGCCCUAGGCACCGAUUUGUAGCAAGUAGAAACCGAGAGAGCUUUUGUUUGUUUGCGAAUUGUUAGAGAAAAAUCCAUGGCUAACCCUAAGGUCUUCUUCGAUCUCACAAUCGGUGGUCAACCGGCCGGCCGUGUUGUGAUGGAGCUCUUCGCCGAUACCACUCCAAAGACCGCCGAUAACUUCCGUGCUCUCUGCACCGGCGAGAAGGGAAUGGGGAGGUCCGGCAAGCCCUUGCACUACAAGGGAUCCACGUUCCACCGCGUGAUCCCUAAUUUCAUGUGCCAGGGAGGCGAUUUCACCGCCGGAAACGGCACCGGAGGCGAAUCGAUCUACGGGACGAAGUUCGCCGAUGAGAACUUCGUGAAGAGGCACACUGGCCCCGGCAUCCUGUCCAUGGCGAAUGCCGGCCCCAACACCAACGGCUCGCAGUUCUUCAUCUGCACCGCGAAGACGGAGUGGCUCGACGGGAAGCACGUGGUGUUCGGCCAUGUCGUCGAGGGCUUCGACGUGAUUAAGAGGGCUGAGGCGGUUGGAUCCAGCUCCGGGAGGUGCUCGAAGCCGGUGGUCAUCGCAGAUUGCGGUCAACUCUCUUAGAUCCGCUCAUGAUCUGUUUGAUCUGAGUCCCUUUGAUCUCCAUAUCUGUCGUCGUUUAGUGGCUGUCUUUAUUUAGAUUUGUUUGAUCUCCAUAUCCGUCGUCGUUUAGUGUCUGUUUCUGUUUUUGUUUCCCCUGUCCCCAGUCUAGUAUCAGACCUUAUGCUUUGCUUUCAUGUGUUGAGUACUUGAAUUUGGUGGUUCUAUCAAUUAAACUAGUUUUAUAUUCGCAAA
This is a messenger RNA of Ipomoea triloba (trilobed morning glory), 845 nucleotides long. RefSeq names its product peptidyl-prolyl cis-trans isomerase. NCBI's taxonomy places the organism in Eukaryota, Viridiplantae, Streptophyta, Magnoliopsida, Solanales, Convolvulaceae. The transcript has a single exon. The coding region runs from base 96 to 614 and encodes 172 amino acids. Gene Ontology annotation, molecular function: peptidyl-prolyl cis-trans isomerase activity. The record is from RefSeq and is a predicted model, not a curated record. Gene Ontology annotation, biological process: protein peptidyl-prolyl isomerization; protein folding.